Marmota flaviventris (yellow-bellied marmot) is the source of this 3057-nucleotide messenger RNA. Lineage: Eukaryota; Metazoa; Chordata; Mammalia; Rodentia; Sciuridae. The record is from RefSeq and is a predicted model, not a curated record.
CUGAAACCGCGGGAGGAGGAAGCGCGGAAUCAGGAACUGGCCGGGGGUCGGCGCGGGGCUUGAGUCGGUCCACGGCCGCUCCAGGAGCAGCUACCCGCGCCGGACACCAUUAUGGGCUUCUCCUCAGAGCUGUGCAGCCCCCAGGGCCAUGGGGCAGUGCAGCAGAUGCAGGAAGCAGAGCUUCGCCUGUUGGAGGGCAUGCGGAAGUGGAUGGCCCAGAGGGUCAAGAGUGACCGGGAAUAUGCAGGACUUCUUCACCACAUGUCCCUGCAGGACAGCGGAGGCCAGAGCCGGAGUAGCGGCCCUGACAGCCCUGUCAGCCAGUCAUGGGCAGAGAUCACCAGCCAGACAGAGGGUCUGAGCCGGGUGCUACGGCAGCAUGCAGAAGAUCUGAACUCAGGGCCCCUGAGCAAGCUGAGCCUCCUGAUCAGGGAGCGGCAGCAGCUGCGCAAGACCUACAGUGAGCAGUGGCAGCAACUGCAGCAGGAGCUCACCAAGACCCACAACCAGGACAUCGAGAAGCUAAAAAGCCAAUACCGAGCCCUGGCCCGGGACAGUGCCCAGGCCAGGCGUAAAUACCAAGAGGCCAGCAAAGACAAGGACCGUGACAAGGCCAAAGACAAGUAUGUGCGCAGCCUUUGGAAACUCUUUGCCCAUCACAACCGCUAUGUGCUUGGUGUGCGGGCUGCGCAGCUGCACCACCAGCACCACCACCAGCUCAUGCUGCCUAGCUUGCUGCAGUCGCUGCAGGACCUACACGAGGAGAUGGUGCACAUCCUGAAGGAGAUUCUACAGGAAUACCUGGAGAUUAGCAGUCUGGUGCAGGAUGAGGUGGUCACUAUUCACCGGGAGAUGGCUGCAGCUGUUGCCCGCAUCCAGCCGGAGGCUGAGUACCAAGGCUUCCUACAGCAGUAUGGGUCUGCCCCUGACAUCCCACCCUGUGUCACCUUUGAUGAGUCGUUGCUUGAGGAGGGUGAACAGCUGGAGCCUGGGGAGCUGCAACUGAACGAGCUAACUGUGGAGAGUGUGCAGCACACACUGACCUCUGUGACAGAUGACCUGGCUGUGGCCACUGAGACUGUGCUGAACCGAAAGGAGGUGGUCAGUCAGCUGCAGCAUGAGCUCCAGAGUGAGGAGCAGAACACUCACCCCCGGGAGCGGGUGCAGCUGUUAGGCAAGAAGCAGGCACUGCAGGAGGCGCUGCAGGGGCUGCAGGUAGCACUGUGUGGCCAAGCCAAGCUACAGGCCCAGCAGGAGCUGCUGCAGACCAAGCUGGAGCAGCUGGGCCCUGGCGAGCCCCCAGCCGUGCUGCUCCUGCAGGAUGACCGCCAUUCCACCUCAUCCUCGGAGCAGGAGCGAGAGGGGGGAAGGACACCUACGCUGGAGAUCCUUAAGAGCCACUUCUCAGGAAUCUUCCGCCCCAAGUUCUCGGAGUCCUGGCUGCAGAUGCCCCCAAAUCCUGCUACCCCUGUACUCCUUCCACCCACCACCCCGGUGUACUGCAGGGACCAGCAGCUUUGGUUAACCCAGUGCUCUACUUGCUCCAGAAGUGGGCAGGGACCUCUGUGGCCUGGAGGAAAAGGCACCAGUUUGGUUUGGGACUGCCAGUCUGGGCUUCCCAUCCCAGUUCUUCCCCAGAGUGAUCCAAGGGCCCACAGAUGGCUCUGUGUGCCACUCCCUGUGGUUCUUCCCCCACCGCUACAGCUUGUUCCAGAGGUGCAGAAGCCCCUGCAUGAGCAGCUAUGGUACCAUGGGGCCAUCCCGCGGGCAGAGGUGGCUGAGCUGCUGACACACUCUGGGGACUUUCUGGUGCGGGAGAGCCAGGGCAAGCAGGAGUAUGUGCUCUCAGUGCUGUGGGAUGGCCAGCCCCGGCACUUCAUCAUCCAGUCCUUGGACAACCUGUACCGGUUAGAAGGGGAUGGCUUCCCUAGCAUCCCAUUGCUCAUUGACCACCUGCUGUGCUCCCGGCAGCCCCUCACCAAGAAGAGCGGUGUUGUCCUGUACAGGCCUGUGCCCAAGGACAAGUGGGUACUGAACCAUGAGGACCUGGUGUUAGGCGAGCAGAUUGGGCGGGGGAACUUCGGUGAAGUAUUCAGUGGACGCCUGAGAGCUGAUAAUACUCUGGUGGCAGUGAAAUCUUGUCGAGAGACACUCCCCCCUGACCUCAAGGCCAAGUUUCUGCAGGAAGCAAGGAUCCUGAAGCAGUACAGCCACCCCAACAUUGUGCGUCUCAUUGGUGUCUGCACCCAGAAGCAACCCAUCUACAUUGUCAUGGAGCUUGUGCAGGGAGGAGAUUUCCUGACCUUCCUGCGGACAGAGGGAGCCCGCCUGAGGGUGAAGACUCUGCUGCAGAUGGUGGGGGAUGCAGCUGCAGGCAUGGAAUACUUAGAAAGCAAGUGUUGCAUCCACCGGGACUUGGCUGCUCGAAACUGCCUGGUGACAGAGAAGAACGUUCUGAAGAUCAGUGAUUUUGGGAUGUCCCGAGAGGAAGCUGAUGGAAUCUAUGCAGCCUCAGGGGGUCUCAGACAAGUCCCAGUGAAGUGGACCGCACCGGAGGCCCUUAACUAUGGCCGCUACUCCUCUGAGAGUGAUGUAUGGAGCUUUGGCAUCUUGCUCUGGGAGACCUUUAGCCUGGGGGCCUCGCCCUAUCCCAACCUCAGCAAUCAGCAAACACGAGAGUUUGUGGAAACGGGGGGUCGCCUGCCCUGCCCAGAGCUGUGCCCUGAUGCUGUGUUCAGGCUCAUGGAGCAGUGCUGGGCCUAUGAGCCUGGGCAGCGACCCAGCUUCAGCACCAUCUACCAGGAGCUGCAGAGCAUUCGAAAGCGGCAUCGAUGAGGCUGGGACCCCCUUCUCAAGCCAGUGGCUUCUUCAGGCAAGAGUGUAUCUCCUCGGCAGCUCCCGUUCAUACUGUUGAACAGCUCUCCAUGUUCUUGCACUCCAGUCACCAGCAGCUGUGCUGUGAGAAGUAUGCAGCCCUGUGUUGGCUCUGUGUCCCUGCUCUUGCCAGGGCUUCCUCUCCCAGGAAGAAAUAAUAAAACCACUUUUAUCCAUCCAGUA